Molecule: messenger RNA, 3465 nt
Organism: Triticum dicoccoides
Lineage: Eukaryota; Viridiplantae; Streptophyta; Magnoliopsida; Poales; Poaceae
Product: disease resistance protein PIK6-NP-like
Exons: 7
Coding region: 722-3211 (829 amino acids)
Biological process (GO): defense response to other organism
Molecular function (GO): ADP binding
Source: RefSeq, a predicted model, not a curated record
CUUGCCACUGCCCACUGCUCGCCCUCGUCUCGGACUGCACGCGCCACAGGCGUCCGAGCUUCCGUCUGAGCGUCUCCCCACCCCAGGGUUACUCCGCCGCGGAUCCAUCCCGCUAGGGUUCAGAUCCACGACGAGCAAAAGAGGUAAUCAGCUAUUCACCGUCAGCUCGUUGGACGGACAUCAUCGGCAACGAGACCUCUGUUCGUUCGUUCUAGUUGGAAUAUUUUCCCCAGAUCUAUCCAUCCCCUUCGCAAUCGCUCCUCCACUGCUUGCCCUCGUCCCGCGGUGCACGUGUCGCCGGCGUCCGAGCUUCCCCGCUUCCCUCUCCUCGCCGUCAGUCCGCGAGAUGCAUACUGCGAACAGAUAGAGCUAACUCCGAGUUGUUCACGUCGCCGGCGUCCGAGCUUCCCCGUUUCUCUCUCCUCGUCGGGCGAGGUGCCAGUGCUAAUCCGUGGGCGGACAUCCUCCACGGCCAAUCGAUCCCGCUAGGGUUCAGAUCCACGACGCGGAGAGAAAAAACGAUCCACUGUUCACCGUCAGAGCGCGACGGAUCCCAUCCAGCUAGGUUUUUGAUCGACGACGCGGACAAGAGGAAUUUGACUGUCAGUGUGUUGUGUUCCACCAACGCUGCCAUUGCCCAACAAAAUCCAGAUCCCGAUAGGUUGUACAUUGACGACCUCCGCUGCAGAAUCAACUGGGCGAGCUCUGAUCUAUCACGGCCAUGGAGGCAGCUUUGGUGAGCGCGGCGACAGGAGUCCUCAAACCUGUCCUAGCAAAGCUGGCCUCUCUGCUCGGCGACGAGUACAAGCAUUUCAAGGAAGUGCGCAAGGAGAUCAAGUUCCUCAUGGACGAACUUGAGGCCAUGCACGCGUUUCUCCUCAAAAUGUCAGAGCACGAGGAUCCUGAUGUGCAAGACAAAAUUUGGGCAGCAGCGGUGAGGGAGCUCUCCUACGACAUGGAGGACACCAUCGACGACUUCUUGCAAAACGUCGAUGACAAAGACGCCAAGCCAGAUGGCUUCAUUGAGAAGAUCAAACACUCGCUAGGGAAGUUGGGGAAGAUGAAGACUCACCAUCGGAUUGGUAGCGAGAUCCAAGAUAUGAAGAAGCUAGUCAUCGAGGUGGCUGAUAGGAAUGCAAGGUAUAGGACUAUCUCCAACUCCAAGCAUGCAGCCGUUGACCCUCGAGCACUUGCUAUCUUUGAGCAUGCCUCCAAGCUUGUGGGAAUUGAUGAACCCAAGGCUGAGAUAAUCAAACUGUUGACUGAAGGUGGGCCAACAGAUGGGCAACCGAAGCUGGUCUCCAUCGUAGGAUCUGGAGGAAUGGGCAAGACAACUCUUGCAAACCAAGUGUAUCAAGACCUCAAAGAGAAAUUCAAGUGCAAGGCUUUCAUAUCUGUGUCACGAAAUCCAGACAUGGCGAAUAUCUUGAGAACCAUUCUUCAUCAUGUUAGCCCUGGUUAUGCCAACACGGAAGCAUGGAGCAUACAACAACUAAUAAGCAAGAUUAAUGAUUACCUAGCAAAUACAAGGUACUUUAUUGUUGUUGAUGAUAUAUGGGAUGUAAAAACAUGGGAUGUUACCAAGUGUGCAUUUCCCAUCAACACUUGUGGAAGUAUCCUAAUCACCACUACUCGUAUGACUGAUGUUGCUCGGUCAUGUUGUUCAUCAUUUGCUGGUCACAUCUACAAUAUGAGGCCUCUUGAUAUGGCACAGUCAAGAAAACUAUUUUACAUAAGACUAGACUCCAAAGAGGAUUGCCUUGAGCACCUUGAAGAAGUUUGUGAUAAAAUUUUAGAAAAAUGUGACGGUUCACCUUUGGCAAUCAUUGCUAUAUCUGGUUUGCUGGCUAACAGAGAAAAUACCGUUGAAGAAUGGGAUAGAGUGAAAAAUUCUAUUGGACGUACACUUGAAAGAAAUGCUACUGUGGAAUUAAUGAUGAAGAUAUUGUCACUUAGCUAUUUUGAUCUUCCUCCUCACCUAAAGACUUGUCUACUGUAUCUGAGUAUAUUUCCAGAGGACUAUAUUAUUGAGAAGAAGGACCUCAUAAGGAGAUGGAUUGGUGAAGGGUUCAUACGUAAAGAGAGCAGAUAUACAUUAUAUGAGUUAGGACAAAGGUAUUUUAAUGAGCUAAUUAAUAGGAGUUUGGUCCAGCCUGUUAAGUCAAAUGAAUAUGGUGUGGUGAUGAGUUGUCGAGUUCAUGACACAAUUCUUGAUUUCAUCACAUCCAAGUCCAUUGAAGAGAACUUUGUUACUUUCGAUGGUCUUCUGGAUCUAAACACUGUGACACAACGCAAAGUUCGUCGUCUAUCUCUCCAAGUUGGGAAUCAAGGAAAUUCUUCAAAUAGCUUGUUGUUGUCUCAUGUCCGAUCAAUUAAUGUGUUUGGGUAUUCCGGAGAAAUUCCUUCUCUGGAUAAGUUCAAGUAUUCGCGUGUUUUAGACUUUGGAGGCUUUAGCCAACUGGAGCGCCAUCAUCUUGCAAAUAUAGGGAGAUUGUUUCAGUUAAGGCACCUGAACUUGAGAAACACAAGAAUAAAUGAGCUAUCAGAACAAAUCGGACUUCUAGUGUUCUUACAGAUGCUGGACAUAAGAGGCACAUAUGUGAAUAAAUUACCUGCAUCUGUUGCUAAUCUCAGAAGAUUGGUGUAUCUCCUUACCGACACGGGUGUUAUAAUUCCAGAUGGAAUUGCCAAGAUGCAAGCACUGGAGAUACUGAAGCGGGUCGCCGUCUUCAAGCAAUCAGUUAACUUUCUGCAAGAAGUUGGCCAACUAAAGAAUAUGCGAAAGCUGAUCCUUGGAGUGCAGGUUAUCGACCAAGAACAUAUCUGCAUCCUUGGAGGCUUACCAGCUCUGAUUGUCCUAAAGAUGAAAGUAGCAGCAAAGGGUAAUGACCUGCUCAGCGUCAGUGGUGCAGCUGGGUUCCCAUGCUUGAGGGAGUUACUUUAUCAUAAAGUACUGUUUGGAGGGAUGGAUCUAUUGUUUGAACCAGGAUCCAUGCCCAAGCUAGAGAAACUUGAUCUUUCGUUCAACGCAGGGGAAUGUCACUCUCUCAGCAGUGAAGCUUUCGAUCUCGGAAUCGGUAACCUCCUCAACCUCGGUAGUGUCAAAUGUGAAGUACGUGGCUGGCUCAACAGUGCUGUUUCAGUAGCAAAGGCUUACUUGGAGAAAACAGCCAGGACACAUCCCAACCGCCCUACUCUACUGCUUGCAUAGAUCCAUAUAUGGUUGUGCUGCAUAAAGCCACCUUACUAUUAAAGCUUGGGGCGAGACUUGACACGCAGGAUGCUGCAGCUUCGAGAAUUCAGCACUUCAGUUCAGUCUUAGAUCAGUUCAUCAUUUGUGUGUUGAACUUCCUGCCGACAAACCGAACGUUUUUCACUUCUUUCUAUGUGGGAUGCAUGACUCUUAUGCCCAGUGUGUGCGUGUACUUAUGAAUCUGUAGACUUUAUCUUGAAUUUUUGUUAUUA